Molecule: messenger RNA, 1469 nt
Organism: Pseudomyrmex gracilis
Lineage: Eukaryota; Metazoa; Arthropoda; Insecta; Hymenoptera; Formicidae
Product: platelet endothelial aggregation receptor 1-like
Exons: 8
Coding region: 77-994 (305 amino acids)
Molecular function (GO): protein binding
Source: RefSeq, a predicted model, not a curated record
UGANUCUACAACGCAUAAANUAUUACACUCUGUAACAGCUAAAGGCUCACUAAAUGCUGCGAUUCACGGNUUACCUAUGUGGCAACUCGUUAAACUUGAUGGAAAUUUUUCCGCCGACACUUAUAUUAGNNAAAUAAAAAUCCGUGUAAUACCCAAAAUUACGAAGCCUACUCAUAACCCGUUAUGGGCAAUAGNUCAUGUUAGUCAAUGUCCCAAUACAGACGUUUUGAGGAAAGGAAUUAUUUCGCAAAAAAAUAACAAUGCUACUUUGUUGUCGAAUAUAACUUGCCAAAAAUUAUUUUUUAACGAAAAUACUGUCGUAAGUUCUCUGCCAAAAGUUACAAACAGCAUAGAUCUAGACACAGAUGACAAAAUUUGUCCUGAAGGAAAAAUUGGACCAGAUUGUUUUUUUUCCUGCGAACAUGAUCUAAACAGCUCUUUUAACUGUAGAGGAACUGCAGUCUGUUAUAAACAUGGUUGUUUAUGUUCUCCAGGAUUUCAAGGCAAUACAUGCUCUGAUUUAUGUAACAACAAUUGGUAUGGGUAUAAUUGUACAAACAAAUGCGGUUUAUGCAACUCUUUUGGAUGUAACAAAAGAACUGGAGAAUGUAUCAACGGAUGUGCUGAUAACUUGAAAAUAUUGUACGUGCCACCCUUGUGUCAUAUAGGCAUAGAUAAGCUCACAGAACCUGAAAUUGUCUCUGUCACUUCAACAAGCAUCCGAACUAAACUUCCUAUAGUGUGGAAAGAGGAAUAUGAAAAAAUACAAAUAACUUAUUCGUUCACUAUUAUGGGAGAAAAUAACUACACCUUUUCGCAAUCGUGGAAUAAACUGGUACAAAAUAUAACACAUUUGACAGGAUAUUUCACCAAUUUAAAUCCUGGUUCUGUUUAUUCAAUCAAAUGCAAAUUGCUUGCAGUAAAUGAAAUAAUUGAAAGCAAGUGGCAAAGUGUAGAAACUGAUUGCGAACAUUAUNUUGUACUACGGUUGUGAAGAUUUAAAUUUACCUACACCAUUUGUGGCACCUAUUAAAAAAUUUACAAACANACCANAAAUCAUAUUCUCAGAUUUACAUCCAUAUGCGUCUUAUACAGCACAAGUGACAGUACAUGAAUCUCAGGAUAGCAGUUAUGGCGCAGAGAUAACUUUUAAUACAAACAAAUCUGACAUACCAACAGAAGUGUUUACAGAAUUAAAAGCACAAAAUUGGACAUUAUCAUGGCAGCCACCUAAAGAUUGCUCAACGAUUUCGGGACCAUUAAACGCUAAAAUAAAAAUUAGCGGAGUUAGCACAGCUGUAAAACAUUUCAGUGCAAUUGAAUUUACAUCGCGCUGGUAUAUUGACUUAACUAUACUGAAUCCACCACUACUUAGUAACNAGCUAUAUCGAGCAACUGUUUAUGUAAUAAGAGAAUAUAAUANUACACAGAAUUCCUCAGUUUAUCAAGAAUUNAACUUCAGAACGCCA